CUACAUUUAAGUAGAAUUGUUGAACGUUAGCAAACAAGCCUCCUGAUUACUAUGUUUUGGACGAAAAGUUUUAUUAAUUUAAUGUUUUUGUAUAUUGUAUUCUGUCCAUGAGCGUAACAGAGACAGACAAAAAAGGGAGAGAUACGAUACUCAGAUACAGGGCCCGCAGGCUAAGAGACAAAGAGGGCGAGAACGAUCUAAAGGCGGGUGCGAGCGAGAGAGCGCUUGCCGCAUGCACACAUAAAUCUCUGUAGAUAUGUACAUACAUAUAUAGUCAAAAAAAAAGCAAGUCGAAAAUUCGCUACUUGAUUCUGCGAAACUUCAACGAUUUUUUGUACCUAUAUAUGUACUCACCAACCGCUGCGUCAUCAAAACGUAUACAUCAUAUGUAUGUCAAUAUAUAUAUGUAUUGCGGCUUUUGCCUUAUGCAUAUGCUUAUAUAUAUAUAUUUAUUCACCUACUGUACCACUUCCACAUUAUCAGUCUUCAAAAAGGAAUCAUUUCGCAGAUUUUUUACAAGUUCUACCGCCAGUGUAAUCUAUAAAUGUCAUCCAUUAUGGCUGAUGCGCCCAUUAACGAUUUGGAGGAGGAUUUAGAAGAUGGUGAGAUUGACGAUGACGAAGAGGACGAGAAAGAGCAAUCGCCACGUAAGAUCCUGGAAUACAGAAAGAUUUCCCCGGCGGCUAAUGACGGGCAGUUUGUUGGCGUGGAUGUAAAAAACCAAACAGGCGGCGAGGAUGGUGGGUAUAUCGGAUUAUUAUCAGAUUCUGGGGGCCCGCAAAAUAAUAAGAGCAGUAAAUCAAAAAAACCGAGGCCAUUGGAAGAUGAUCAUGCUAGCAGCAUAGAAAAUGCUAUUGCUAAUGCCCUGAAAAAGAAGGGCAUUGAACCGCCAAUGCCCAGAAUGCGUUCGUCGAACCAGGAUAUGGGUGAUGGUUCUCUGGAGGGAUCUGGGGAGGGAUUUCCUGUCGGCGGAAAUCAUCUCCAGCAGCCAAGUCGUAGCAGCAGGCGAAGAAAACGAAAAAAAGAACGCGAACGCGAACAAAAGGACAAAGAACACCAGAAACGAUUCUGCCGGGAAGGUGAGAAAGUCUCUUGUGUGGCGGGCAGUGCUUGUAGUGAUGACAUGGAUGAAUAUGAGAUGAUGAACGUACGGGGUGGCAGUCCGCCUCCCGGAGGAGUAGCUCCGUCUUCAUCUGGUGGUAGUGGUGGUCAACGUUUUUGCGGUCCCGAUUGGGACUCUGGCGAUGGGUCAGCCUUGGGCGCAGAAGCAGGCCUUGGAGCAGGAGGAGGAGGAGGUUAUGACUCGCAGCAGGAUCCCUACAGCAGCUAUGAUUCCUAUUCCGAAGAGGAGUCACCUGUACCGGGUUCGAUAAAUCAGCGGCGUCGAAUGCGAAGAGAUAGAGAAAAGGAGCAACAACGUGGGGGCAAUACUCGCAAGCGAAGAGAUCGCGAUCGCCAUGAGGGCGGGGGGGCUGGAGGAGUCAAGCGAAAUCGCCGCGAUUCUGGGGAAGGUGUUUGCGGAGGACAGGAGAAAAUGGGUGGCAGUGGUCGCAUUGAACCCCGAAAAUUGGAACUGUGCAAGUUUUAUCUCAUGGACUGCUGUGCUAAACGGGACAAAUGCUCCUAUAUGCAUAAGGAGUUUCCUUGCAAGUACUAUUACCUGGGCAUGGAUUGCUAUGCCGGUGACGAUUGUCUGUUUCAUCACGGCGAACCGUUAACCGAACAACUGCGCAACAUUCUACUCAAACACAUGGAGACAGCACCAAAAGAGAUACUUGGUGAUUUCAAAAGAAUAUCGAGAGAUAUUGCUCUCGGACAGAUGACGCGACGGCACGAACAAUUGUGUGAUAAAUACAAACGGGAGAACACCUGGACUAUGAUUGGGAGUGGCGGAAUGUGUAGGCGGCAGGAUCAACAACAACACAUGCAGAUGCAACCACAGCAACAGCAACAAGACCAACAACAACAGUUGCAGUUGCAGCAACAGGCCACUGCAGAGGGCGGCGGCUGCAUUCCCUCACUUUUGGACAUGGUUAUUAAUCCACCGCACUCAAAAAAGAAACGUAAAUCCCGCUGGGCGGCGACAAAGUCAGUUGUUGGAGGAGCAGUUUCUUCAGAUGUGGAAAACAAAUUGCCAGCUACCAAACCAUUACCCCCACAUUUAGACUUAUCCAAUCUUAGUCACGUUUUAAGUACUGAAAACAUGGCUAAGCUAAAUAAGUUGGGAAUUUCGAAUUUAGAGCAAAUGAUGCAGGUGCCCUUUGGUCAGUUAACCGAAGCGGGUUUAACGCUGGUCGAAAUCGGUGAAAUUCAGCGCAAGGCCGAGGACGCUAAGCCACAAACCCAGGCCGAAACGGCAACAAGUACUCCCAUUGCCAAGCCAGAAACAGAGGCCAACAAUAGCAACUCUAACAGCAAUGGUUUCAUUAUGGUGGACUAUACGCAGUAUCUCAAGGAUGCACAUGUCACUUUUUCGGGUAACGAUCCGCUUGACGACGACCGGGACGACGAAGAACAACUGGUCAUAGAUGAUGGCAAUGAGUCUGUCGCCGAGGAGGAACAGCAGCCAAAGCCGGCAAAGGAGCCUGUAAAGGAGCCAGCAAAGGAGCCGUUGAAUAAGUUGUCUGUCGCUUGUCAGAAUUCCGCCACAGAGGAGGCACCCUUGCCAUCUGUUUUUGAUUUGCCCAGCUUCAUGAACAACAUGCUAGGCAAGGCAUCCGCAGCAAGCCCAAUAUUGCCAGCAAGUGCAACCUCCCCCAAUCAGGAGAUUUCGCAAGUGAGUGGAGAAGAGAAACCGGAACUCAAACCCACAUCCAGCAGCGCAAGCACCUCCAGCAAUGUGUUCAGUCGGAUUUUAUUUGGUGACAAACAAUCAGAUCCCGAGGCUAGAGCGGCUUUCUACCGCGACAUUAUUCGCAAUCCUUUUAAGGCGCACAGUGGCGAUGGCGAUGCGGGCUCCAGUAAUGACAACUCCAAUUCGAAUUCACGGUCCCUGACGCCGACGCCAACCCCGGAGCCGGGGUCUCAGUCGCCCAAGCAAAAAGACCAAGAUCAUGAGAUGCUGGAUUUGCAUGGCAUUGUAGCUGCGUUGCCGGCAACAGCUCCCUCCCUUUACCUGCGACCUUCCAUGUAUGAUUUUGAUCCUUCGAAGGUAGAAGAACUGCAGCAGGGGAAAGAGUCUGUCUUGGAGGAAGACGAACAGCACCAGCGUGAUACAGAUAUGCGUCUGCCGUUCGAGCCCAUAAAGCACUAUAUGCCUGCCACCGAGAUUGAUGCGGCUAUCUUCUCGCACACUCCGCUACAUUGGGUGUUGCAUGAGGUGUCCGUGGAUGAGACCAGUUAUACUCAGAUCAGGGCCAGCGCUCUGCACAAAGAGCAAAGGGAUCUACGGGACCCUCGUAUGCGUCGUUUACUGGGUCUGCCUGAUCUUCCUGACAAUAGUGGACCCAUGGAUUCAACGACUUUUUCGGGAGGCAGCUCCUUGUCCGGGGCUACCAUAGCUUCACCGGAGUCGGAAACAAAUAUACGUGAUGCUACGCCCAGUUCACCGCCCCCGUCGUUGGCCAUUUUACCUUCCAUGAGUGUCCCACCGCCAUCGAUGAGCGUACCGCCUCCGAAUUUACAAGUAGAAAAACAUGGACCACGAACAGACCCACGUCGAGAUCCCAGGAGGGCCCAUCUGCAGACUCAAAAUCAACCUGCAAAUUCGACGAGCAUCACAUCUUCUACUACCAUCAAUGUCGCUGGAGGCAGUAAGCAAAUCUCCGAAAUCCGAAACCUGAUGCAGAGUUCCACAUGGUACAAAAAUCUUGGCAGCAACAAUAAGAUCAUGGUAAAUCAACAGUUAGCUCUGGUGUUUACUGAACUUAAGAAAUUUCAUCAGCUGCCCGAGGAUGCCCCAAAAAUUUUUGAUGUCAGCUUUAUUGUGAACAAUCCAACAUUGCAACAAAUUUUUGCUAAGCUCUCUAUCUAUGUGGAUGACAAUGGUCAGGUAGUGCAGGUGCCAGAGGAGAAUAGCGGUGGUAGUGGGGUUGGGCAAGCGGCAGGAGGAGUUGUUCUGCCCAAUUUGUCGCAACCACCACCGAAUUUGGCCCAAAUGUUAAGACUACCACCACCAAAUAUUCGGAUGCUACGUAUGUCCGGAAUGAUGAUGCAAAUGGGCAAUCUUGGACCGCCUUUUAAUCAGCCACCACCGCGAGCUGGACUACUGGGAAUGCCACCAGGAGUUAGUGGAGGGAACCAAGGAAUAGGAAACCUAGGAGGACUAAAUCAUGGAGGAGGACCAGUGCCAAAUGGCAAUCCUUUUAACCCUUUUGCAGGCGGAGCAGUCAACAAUGCAGGUGGUGCUGGCGGUAUGAGCAAUAUGGGUAAUAUGGGCGUACCCUUUACAAACUUCAAUAAUGGAAACAAUAACAACAAUGGGGGUGGAAGAGGUGGACACUUUUCAGGCGGAGGAUCAGGUGGCAACGGCAAUGGAAACAAUCGCAAUCAGCGAGGCGGCAAUCAGCGAAAUCGCAACAUGUAAAAACGAAUAUGUCUCCAGAAACAACCUACAACACAAAAAAGACUUGUUAUGCCAAAAUUAUGUUGAUGUUACGCCCAAUGUACCCUUUCACUCUUCUCUAUUCACUUGCCUACAUCAUAAUUAUCCAAUCCUCCAAGGGAUAACUUGUUUUUUCGCUCAUAUUUUAAUGAAAAUUUGGGCUUCGACUGCUUUGUACAUUGUAAUCUAUUCCUUAAAUCCCCAUUUUUGUCACUAUUAUUUUUUUUUGAUAGGUGUACUUUUUAGCAUUACUACGUAAUUAUAAAUGUAGAUAAAACGAAAGAGAAAAUUAAAAAAGAAAAACUGAGGAACAGGAACAAAAAGCGAUGUAAAAAUGGUAUGCAACCUUUUUACUGAAUUUUUUUUUUGAUAAUGUAGGCUUAGCUGAUCAUAUGUGCGUGUACUACAUUGAUAAUCUAGACAUAAAAACUACAAAUAAAUCACAUGAUUUUAGUAAUAUGGCA
This is a messenger RNA of Drosophila eugracilis, 5007 nucleotides long. RefSeq names its product protein suppressor of sable (gene su(sable)). The record is from RefSeq and is a predicted model, not a curated record. Bases 545 to 4525 code for a protein of 1326 amino acids. The transcript is spliced from 6 exons. Gene Ontology annotation, biological process: negative regulation of DNA-templated transcription. Gene Ontology annotation, molecular function: metal ion binding; RNA binding. Gene Ontology annotation, cellular component: nucleus. Lineage: Eukaryota; Metazoa; Arthropoda; Insecta; Diptera; Drosophilidae.